Messenger RNA from Pezoporus occidentalis (night parrot), 3827 nucleotides. RefSeq names its product radial spoke head 10 homolog B (gene RSPH10B). Bases 799 to 3534 code for a protein of 911 amino acids. The transcript is spliced from 22 exons. NCBI's taxonomy places the organism in Eukaryota, Metazoa, Chordata, Aves, Psittaciformes, Psittacidae. The record is from RefSeq and is a predicted model, not a curated record.
UAGAAUCGAAUUAGAAAAUUUGUCUUUUUGAGUCAGUAAUACAUUAAAACAUAUCGCUCAGCUCUUCCGUUUCUGCGGUACCAAGGUGUGACCUGAGCAAUGCUUUCACAUCAGCACUUCAGUUUACUGCUCAGGGUGACGGGUGGCAGCAGUGCUGCUGCCCUGGCCCUAGUGUGGCUGAUGUGGGGGGCUGGGGUGAAGCCGUGCGCACCUCCUCUGGACCUCUUACGCUUGUGAGUGUGAAUAAACCCUCUGUAGUCUGUGUGGAGCAUGUGCAGCGCCUGUAACCGGUAUUCCCAGCCGUGGUUUCUCUGCAUUAAAUCGAACGCAGACACGGCCGUUUCCCUCUUCUCCGGCGUAAUGCAGCGUUAAUCUCCGCAAGGACGGGCCGGCCUAGCUGCCGGCGCAGCGCCCGUCGCGGGGUAGCGACGAGGGCGCUUCUCUGACCACUGGGGGCCGGGCCCUGGCAGGCAGCGGCCGGGCCGCGGCGCGGUCGCCGUGGCUACGGGAGUGUUCGUCAUACUGCGGCUGCGUGGCGCGGGCCCGCGGUGGUAGGCUUUAGGUGAGGGCCUGCGGAACCCGCUGGAGCUGCCCCGCGGGCGGAGCAGCUUCUGGCCCCGGGCUGCCCUCGCUGCCCCUUACUCCUCCACUUGGGGCUUCGGGCAGGUGAUCGGAUGCUGUAGCUGCCCGGGUGUAACGAGGCGGUGGUUGGAAGUAAGUGGUGGGAAAACAUCUUUACAUAACAGAGUAGAUGUUCAGAAGGGUACACAUUCAGCGUACUGAGACAAUUCAGUAGUUAUGGCAAAGGAUAAGAAGAAAGAUGUCAGGAAGACAGAAAAAACUUCACGCUCUCCUAUGCCUUCACAAGAAGUUACAGCUGAGAGUAGUGCUACAAAGCUGACAGACUUGGCGACCAUCGUGAAUGAAGAGGAAGAAACAGGGGCCAGUCCAGUGAUACUGGAUAAAGAACCACAGGAGGCAGAGGAACCUCUAGUUCAAGAUGUUCCUCAAUACCAUGAGGAGCCUGUUCUUAUUCAACUUAUUGUAAAAAGAUACGAAGGUGAAAAAGUUCAUGGAUUGUAUGAGGGUAAAGGAUUUGCAUGUUUUGAGGGAGGAAAUACAUAUAAGGGCAUGUUUUCUGAAGGCCUUAUGCAUGGACAAGGGACUUACACAUGGGCUGAUGGAGUGAAGUAUGAGGGAACAUUUGUUAAGAAUGUGCAGAUGUUUAGUGGCCGUUAUACAUGGAAUGAUGGCAGUGUUUAUGAAGGAUCAAUCAAGGAUGGAGUUCGGCAUGGAUUUGGAUUUUUCGGGAGUGGUAUUCAUCCUAUUUCUUACAUUGGCUAUUGGUGUAAAGGCAAAAGACAUGGAAAGGGUACCAUUUAUUAUGACCAGGAACGUACUUCUUGGUAUUCAGGCGACUGGGUAAAUGAUGUCAAAAAAGGAUGGGGAAUGAGAUGCUAUAAGUCUGGAAAUAUCUAUGAAGGUCAGUGGGAGAAAAAUGUACGUCAUGGAAAAGGAAGAAUGAGAUGGUUGACAGUUAAUCAAGAGUAUAUGGGACAGUGGGUGCAUGGCAUACAGCACGGGUAUGGGAUCCACAUCUGGUUUUUGAAGAGAAUGCCUGCGUCUCAGUAUCCUUUAAGGAAUGAAUACAUAGGUGAUUUUGUAAAUGGGAAACGACAUGGACAUGGGAAGUUCAUAUAUGCCAGUGGAGCAGUGUAUGAUGGUGAAUGGGUUUGUAAUAAGAAGCAUGGCAAGGGCAAGUUUGUCUUCAAGAAUGGUCGUGUUUAUGAAGGAGAGUUCAUAGAUGAUAACAUGGUGGAAUAUCCUGCUUUUCUAGCGAAUGCAAUGAAUAUGAAAGGGCUGAAUUCCAUUUGCACAGAAAAUCAUUUUGGCUCUGAAAAUACCGCAGUCAUCAGUGGCUCAGAAGAUACUUCUAUUCUGGAAUUCAGUACUGAGUUGGGUAUAUCUUUACUGCUUGACUUGUUGCCAGAGGAAGAGAGAUGGGAAGAACUGAAGCAAGUAGAAUUUGCUGUAUUGAGGCAUAUUACAGAACUGAGAAGAAUUUACACCUUCUACAGUAGCUUAGGCUGUGAUUAUUCUUUUGACAACACCUUCCUCAUGACUAAGCUCCAAUUUUGGAGAUUUCUGAAGGACUGCCAGUUUCAUCACUCCAACAUAAGUCUUGCUGAAAUGGAUCGGAUAUUGAGGGGAGAUAAAACACCAGUUGAGGAGAUACAUUGUCCGCAUGAGACUUUACUGUUCAGAACGUUUUUAUCUUACCUUAUUCGCCUAGCAUUUCAUAUCUAUCAUGAAGAACACAAAGACAACAGUCCUUAUCCGAGUAAGUGUUUCUUAGAAAUGAUGUCCAGGAACGUUAUUCCCACUGCCUGUUAUGUCCAAGGUACCUUAUUUUCUGAAGAAAGAUGUACAGUUUUGGUCAUGAACAGCUACAUUGACAAAUGCUGGGAAAUAUACAGAGCCUUUUGUAGACCAAGUACCAGACCUCCAUUUGAGCUCACGAUGAAAAUGAGGCACUUCCUUUGGAUGUUGAAUGAUUUUAAACUUCUCAGCAAAGAGUUAACUCCUUCAAGACUUGUGGAAAUACUUGUCAAAGAUGGUCCCUCUCAACCUGGUAGCAGUAACACCAACCUGGAGCUGGAGUUAGUUUUUCUGGAAUUUGUUGAAGCUCUUCUUGCCUGUGCGUUGGUGUAUGUUACCAGUGAUAUGAUAAAGGAGCAAGAAGCUUGUGAGAAUGAGAGCAGAAGUAGCUUUAGAAUGGAGGUUCACUCCAAGAAAACCACACAUGUAUCUCUGUUCCCAGACUAUUCUCUGUCCCAGUGCAUGUACAGUGGAACUGUACUUGAUACAGACAUGAAUGAUCACAUGUCUGAGGCACCUGAGCUUUACUCAUUGUUGUCUUCAAACAAAAGUUUCAUAACACAGGAUGAAUUAAAGAAACAUGAGAGACCUUCUGAAGACACAGAGCAUCCUCUUCAGGAAUUUCUGCUGGUACCAGAUACUAGCCUCUCAUUUCACACAACUCAUGGAGAUACCAUUGUUCCAUCAGUGGUUCCAACAUCGUUGAGCUGGGAUGCAGAAAAAGAACAAGAUACCUGUCCAGGAAAGGACAUUGCAGGUGAAUUGAAAGAAGACAGAACUAAACAAGAUGAGCUUAGUUUGUUGCUGUGCCAGGUGCAGAUCUUCUUUACAACUAAGUUCUUUCCCGCUUACCAGCAUGAGAAAGUGCUGUGGGAAAAAAUAAGAGAAAAUCGAAUACGAGAUGCUGAAUUAGCUCAGCUGAGAAAGAUCAAGGAUGAGGAGCUGGCAAAAGUUAUUGCUGGAAGAGAAGAGGCAAAAAAGCAAGAAGCAGCUGCAGCAGCAAAAACAUCUGACCCCAAGAGUGCAGAUUCUAAGGAGUCAGAGGAGCCUGGCACAACAUUAGCAUCUGCUUUGAAGGAAGAGGCACCCACAGCAGUACCCCCAGUUACCAGGGUGCCUGCUGGCAAAAAGAGAAGGAAGAAACAAAUCAUCUGAUGGGAACUACUGAAGCUUGAAGUCAGUUUUACAUUGCACCAACUACCAUGUGACGCACUGGAAUGACCUGUGUGGAAUAUGUACUCGUAACACAUGUACUCAUCCUUGAGGGAAGCAGCAGUAGAUGGUGACAGUAAACAAGAGCUACCUUCCAUAGUGUUGUAGAUUUCCUGGCAUUUCAGCACGUAUUGGAGAAUCUCUUCCUGCUAACUGAAGCAAAAAAGAACACAGAAGGAAAAACAGUUUAGAGGUAUUUUCUGUUAUAUUUUGCAUUUAUUAAAUUUUAAAACUUA